Helianthus annuus (common sunflower) is the source of this 736-nucleotide messenger RNA. RefSeq lists its product as uncharacterized. NCBI's taxonomy places the organism in Eukaryota, Viridiplantae, Streptophyta, Magnoliopsida, Asterales, Asteraceae. The record is from RefSeq and is a predicted model, not a curated record. The transcript has a single exon. Bases 79 to 564 code for a protein of 161 amino acids.
CACCCAACAUUCAAUAUUCAUUCAUCCACCACCCAAUUCCACUUCAAGUCAACACUUUGACUUUCCAAUUUCCCCCAAAUGUCUCUACUAACCCUACUCUUCAUCUUCCUCCUUUCAUCUCCACCACUCAUCUCAUCCACCAUCCCACCACCAACCGCCUACGAAGCCCUCGAAUCCUACGGUUUUCCACCCGGUCUACUUCCGGUGGGGGUCACCGGCUACACCCUCGACGAACAAACCGGCAACUUCGAGGUGUACAUAGGCCAGACAUGUAAGUACACCGUUCAAGGCUACAACCUCAAAUACGAGUCAACUAUUAGUGGAGUUAUUAGCCAAAACAAGCUCACCAAACUCAAGGGUAUUAGUGUCAAAGUGUUGUUCGUUUGGUUGAGUAUUGUUGAAGUGUCACGUGAUGGUAAUGAGUUGUAUUUGUCGGUUGGGAUUUUGUCUGCUGCGUUUGAUAUUACUGGGUUUGUUGAGUCCCCGCAGUGUGGGUGUGGGUUUGAUUGUAACGAUGUUGGAAGCGUGGAGAUUAAGGAAGAUGGGUUAAGGUCUGUUUGGUAGUUAGUGUAGCAUUAACUAACGUUGUCUAGAUAGAUGGUUGUUGUUGUUGUAAACGUACCUACCAACUUAAUUUAUAGUCAUGAAAGUUGGUUUAUUUAUAUAGCAUGAGGACGUUUUUAUUAUGUAUGGUAUAGUAAGUUAUAUAAAUGAGCGGUAUGUUUUUGGUUUGUUU